AUGUACGUCCUUGGCGCUUUUGUUGCUGGCUUGUUGAGCCUCGCUCAUACUGUGUCCGCACAUGGCUAUCUGAAGAGCAUCGAAGUGAGCGGAAUAAGUUAUCCUGCAUGGCAGGUUGGACAAGACGACUACAUAACACCGGAACCAGCUCGCUACGCACGUCGAAUCAAGGACAACGGCCCUGUUCCCGACUUCACGACAGUGAAUAUCACCUGUAAUCAGGGUGGAAACAUCCCUUCGAAAGGUACUAUACCAGUGAAUGCUGGCGACAAAGUCAAGCUCAUCUGGGAUCAAUGGGGUUCUUCUCAUUCGGGUCCGGUAAUGAACUAUCUCGCUGAUUGCGGCGGUUCGUGCGCAAACUUCAAGGGCGAUACCGGUAAUCCUUGGGUUAAGUUUGACCAAAUGGCUUACGAUACUACAAAGUCGCCACCGUGGGGCUCUGACUUCCUUGCUAAGCAGGGUGCUUCAUGGACUGUGACCAUUCCAUCGGGACUGAAGCCAGGCGAAUACCUUCUGCGCCACGAGAUCCUUGGACUGCACGUUGCUGGUACCCGAAUGGGCGCUCAAUUCUACCCUGCUUGUGUGCAGAUUAAGGUCAGCGGCAGCGGAGCCAAGACCCUCCCAUCUGGUGUUGGACUUCCUGGCGCAUACAACCCAGACGAUGCAGGCAUUCUUGUCCAGUUGUGGCAGGUCAACCAGGGCCAAAGAGGCUACACUGCACCUGGUGGUCCGGUCAAGGCCAUUUAA
Messenger RNA from Ascochyta rabiei, 747 nucleotides. RefSeq lists its product as uncharacterized. The transcript has 2 exons. The record is from RefSeq and is a predicted model, not a curated record. Bases 1 to 747 code for a protein of 248 amino acids. Lineage: Eukaryota; Fungi; Ascomycota; Dothideomycetes; Pleosporales; Didymellaceae.